CAUCCAACUGUAGUCUGUCUGUCCAAAGCAUCUCGGAGAGCACUCACUCCAAAACGUGGAAACAAGGAUUUCUACAAAGGCACUCGGCAAGCAUUUCUUCCAGGUGGUCACCGCACGGGUGCUCCAGGAAAACAUGUCAUUGGAGGUUCAGCAAAGUAUCGUCUCUUGGACGAAAAAGUGCGCAUCUUCAUCGCACCUUCUGUUGCGGAUAUGAAAGAAUCUACAGUAUGCGCGCUGUUUUGCCUUUCCUUUUUGUGGUUUCUCUAAUUUGAUUCUCUCAGCUAAAGCCAUACGUUGGCCUUGAUGUCAAAUUGUCGACGGCACAG
Molecule: messenger RNA, 326 nt
Organism: Serpula lacrymans var. lacrymans S7.9
Lineage: Eukaryota; Fungi; Basidiomycota; Agaricomycetes; Boletales; Serpulaceae
Exons: 2
Cellular component (GO): mitochondrial large ribosomal subunit
Molecular function (GO): structural constituent of ribosome
Source: RefSeq, a predicted model, not a curated record